Messenger RNA from Lepus europaeus (European hare), 5749 nucleotides. It is a transcript of the gene LAMB1, whose product is annotated as laminin subunit beta 1. Gene Ontology annotation, molecular function: extracellular matrix structural constituent. The transcript has 34 exons. Gene Ontology annotation, biological process: axon guidance. Gene Ontology annotation, cellular component: basement membrane. Lineage: Eukaryota; Metazoa; Chordata; Mammalia; Lagomorpha; Leporidae. The record is from RefSeq and is a predicted model, not a curated record. The coding region runs from base 190 to 5541 and encodes 1783 amino acids.
AUGAGCAGAGGCGCCUCCCUCGGUUCCUCCCAAGGCUAAACUUUGUAAUUCCCUUCUUUGGGCUCGGGGGCUGCCAGGAGUCGGAGAGCGCUCGCAGCGCCUGAAAGGAAAACGAGAAGAAAAGGCAGGCGGCUCGGCAGGUACCUGGUCCCCUCCGCUGUCCUGGCCGCGCGGCUACAGGCACCGGACAUGGGGCUCCUCCAGGUGUUGCUUUGCAGUUUCUUAGCCCUGCAGGUGCGCGCUCAAGAACCCGAGUUCAGCUACGGCUGUGCGGAAGGCAGCUGCUACCCCGCCACCGGCGACCUGCUCAUUGGCCGCGCGCAGAAGCUGUCGGUGACUUCGACUUGCGGGUUGCACAAGCCCGAACCCUACUGUAUUGUCAGCCACCUGCAGGAGGACAAGAAAUGCUUCGUAUGCGAUUCCCAAGAUCCUUAUCACGAGACCCUCAAUCCUGACAGCCAUCUCAUUGAGAAUGUUGUCACCACCUUCGCGCCAAACCGCCUGAAGAUUUGGUGGCAAUCUGAAAACGGUGUGGAAAAUGUCACUAUCCAGCUGGACUUGGAAGCAGAAUUCCAUUUUACCCAUCUCAUAAUGACCUUCAAGACAUUCCGUCCGGCUGCUAUGCUGAUAGAGCGGUCCUCUGACUUCGGGCAGACCUGGGGUGUGUACAGAUACUUUGCCUAUGACUGUGAGAGCUCAUUUCCCGGCAUCUCAACGGGCCCCAUGAAGAAAGUCGAUGAUAUAAUCUGUGAUUCCCGAUACUCUGACAUCGAACCCUCAACGGAAGGAGAGGUGAUAUUUCGUGCUUUAGAUCCUGCUUUCAAAAUAGAAGAUCCUUACAGCCCAAGGAUACAGAAUCUAUUAAAAAUCACCAACUUGAGAAUCAAGUUCGUGAAGCUGCAUACUCUGGGAGAUAACCUUUUGGAUUCCAGAAUGGAAAUCAGAGAGAAGUACUACUACGCGGUGUAUGAUAUGGUGGUUCGAGGAAACUGCUUCUGCUACGGCCAUGCCAGCGAGUGCGCCCCUGUGGAUGGAUUCAAUGAAGAAGUGGAGGGAAUGGUACACGGCCACUGCAUGUGCAGGCAUAACACCAAGGGCCUCAACUGUGAACUGUGCAUGGAUUUCUACCAUGACCUGCCGUGGAGACCUGCCGAAGGCCGAAACAGCAAUGCUUGCAAAAAGUGUAACUGCAAUGAGCAUUCCGGCUCGUGCCACUUUGACAUGGCGGUGUACCUGGCCACCGGCAACGUCAGCGGGGGCGUGUGCGAUGACUGUCAGCACAACACCAUGGGCCGCAACUGUGAGCAGUGCAAACCCUUUUACUACCAGCACCCGGAGAGGGACAUCCGGGAUCCCAACGUCUGUGAGCGAUGCACCUGUGAUCCCGCCGGUUCUCAGAAUGAAGGCAUCUGUGACAGUUACACCGAUUUCUCAGCCGGUCUCAUUGCUGGUCAGUGUCGGUGUAAACUGUACGUGGAAGGGGAGCAUUGUGAUGUCUGCAAGGAAGGCUUCUAUGACUUGAGUGCUGAGGACCCAUUCGGUUGUAAAUCUUGUGCUUGUAAUCCCCUGGGAACCAUUCCCGGCGGGAAUCCUUGUGAUUCGGCGACUGGGUACUGCUACUGUAAGCGCCUGGUGACAGGACAGCGCUGUGACCAGUGUCUGCCAGAGCACUGGGGCUUGAGCAAUGAUCUGGAUGGAUGUCGACCUUGCGACUGUGACCUUGGGGGAGCCUUAAAUAACAGUUGUUCCGCGGAAUCAGGGCAGUGCUCGUGUCGGCCCCACAUGAUCGGGCGCCAGUGCAACGAGGUGGAAUCUGGAUACUACUUCACCACCCUGGAUCACUACAUCUAUGAGGCCGAGGAGGCCAAUCUGGGGCCGGGGGUCAGCAUAGUGGAGCGGCUAUACAUCCAGGACCGGACUCCCUCCUGGACUGGAGCUGGCUUCGUCCGAGUGCCUGAAGGAGCUUAUUUGGAGUUUUUCAUUGACAACAUACCCUAUUCGAUGGAGUAUGACAUCCUGAUUCGCUAUGAGCCUCAGCUCCCCGACCACUGGGAAAAGGCUGUCAUCACUGUGCAGCGACCAGGAAAGAUUGCAACCAGCAGCCGAUGUGGUAACACUGUUCCCGAUGAUGACAACCAGGUGGUGUCGUUGUCCCCGGGCUCAAGGUACGUGGUCCUUCCUCGCCCCGUGUGCUUUGAGAAGGGCAUGAACUACACGGUGAGGCUGGAGCUGCCGCAGUACACCUCCUCCGACAGUGACGUGGACAGCCCUUACACGUUCAUCGACUCACUUGUCCUCAUGCCGUACUGUAAAUCCCUGGACAUAUUCACCGUGGCAGGGUCGGGAGAUGGGGUGGUCACCAACAGUGCCUGGGAAACCUUCCAGAGGUACCGAUGUCUGGAGAACAGCAGGAGCGUUGUGAAAACGCCCAUGACAGAUGUUUGCAGAAACAUCAUCUUCAGCAUUUCUGCUUUGCUGCACCAGACUGGCCUGGCUUGUGAAUGCGACCCCCAGGGCUCACUGAGUUCUGUGUGUGACCCUAAUGGAGGCCAGUGCCAGUGCCGGCCGAACGUGGUGGGAAGAACCUGCGACAGGUGUGCCCCGGGCACCUUCGGCUUCGGCCCCAGCGGAUGCAAACCUUGUGACUGCAACCUGCAAGGAUCGGUCAAUGCCUUCUGCGAUGCCCUCACUGGCCAGUGCCACUGCUUCCAGGGGGUGUAUUCUCAGCAGUGUAAUCGAUGUUUGCCUGGGUACUGGGGCUUUCCCGCUUGCCAGCCCUGCCAGUGCAAUGGGCAUGCUGACGACUGUGACUUGGUGACAGGGCAGUGCCUGGGCUGCCAGGACUACACCACGGGCCAUAACUGUGAAAGGUGCUUGGCUGGUUACUAUGGUGACCCCAUCAUCGGGUCGGGCGAUCACUGCCGCCCUUGCCCUUGCCCGGAUGGUCCCGGCAGUGGCCGCCAGUUUGCCGGAAGCUGUUACCAGGAUCCUGUUACUUUGCAGCUUGAGUGUGUGUGUGAUCCUGGAUAUAUUGGCCCCAGAUGUGACGAGUGUGCCUCGGGAUACUUCGGCAAUCCCUCGGAGGUCGGGGGGUCGUGUCAGCCCUGCCAGUGUCACCACAACAUCGACACGACGGACCCGGAAGCCUGCGACAAGGAGACCGGGAAGUGCCUCAAGUGCCUGUACCACACGGACGGGGACAGCUGCGAGCUGUGUCGCUUCGGCUACUACGGGGACGCCCUGCGGCAGGACUGCAGGAAGUGUGUCUGCAAUUCCCUGGGCACCGUGCAGGAUCACUGCAACAGCUCCGACUGCCAGUGCGACAAAGCCACCGGCCAGUGCCUGUGUCUUCCCAAUGUCGUCGGGCAGAACUGUGACCGCUGUGCAGCUAACACCUGGCAGCUGGCCAGCGGCACCGGCUGUGACCCCUGCAACUGCAACGAGCUACAUUCCUUCGGGCCGUCUUGUAAUGAGUUCACGGGGCAGUGCCAGUGCAUGCCCGGCUUUGGAGGCCGCACCUGCAGCGAGUGCCAGGAGCUCUUCUGGGGAGACCCCGACGUGGAGUGCCGAGCCUGUGACUGUGACCCCAGGGGCAUCGAGACGCCACAGUGUGACCAGUCCACGGGCCAGUGUGUCUGCGUGGAGGGUGUCGAGGGGCCCCGCUGUGACAAGUGCACACGAGGGUACUCGGGAGUCUUCCCCAACUGCACGCCCUGCCACCAGUGCUUUGCCCUCUGGGACACGAUCAUCGCCGAGUUGACCAACAAGACGCAUAGGUUCUUGGAAAAAGCCAAAGCCUUGAAGAUCAGCGGCGUGAUUGGGCCUUACCGGGAGACCGUGGACUCGGUGGAGAAGAAGGUCAAUGAGAUCAGAGACAUCCUAGCCCACAGCCCCGCGGCCGAGCCGCUGAAAAACAUCGGGAAUCUCUUCGAGGAAGCAGAGAAACUCACCAAAGAUGUGAUAGAGAGGAUGGCCCAGGUAGAAGUGAAGUUAUCUGACACAGCUUCACAAAGCAACAGCACGACCGCAGAACUGGAGUCUCUACAGGCAGAGGCAGAGAACCUGGACAACACUGUGAAAGAACUCGCCGAACAACUGGAAUUUAUCAAAAACUCUGAUAUUCGAGGCGCCUUGGACAGCAUUACCAAGUACUUCCAGAUGUCUCUUGAAGCAGAAGAGAGGGUGAAUGCCUCCACCACAGAUCCCCACAGCACCGUGGAGCAGUCAGCUCUCACGCGAGAAAGAGUGGAAGACUUGAUGAUGGAGCAGGAGUCCCGGUUCAGAGAGAAACAGGAGGAGCAGGCCCGCCUUCUUGAUGAACUGGCAGGCAAACUGCAAAGCUUAGACCUGUCAGCUGUGGCCGAGAUGACCUGUGGCACGCCUCCAGGGGCCUCCUGUUCCGAGACUGAGUGUGGCGGCCCCAACUGCAGAACCGACGAGGGAGAGAAGAAGUGUGGGGGGCCUGGCUGCGGCGGCCUGGUCACUGUCGCCCACAGUGCCUGGCAGAAGGCCAUGGACUUUGACCGAGAUGUCCUGAGCGCCCUGGCUGAAGUGGAGCAGCUCUCCAAGAUGGUCUCUGAAGCAAAACUGAGGGCUGAUGAAGCAAAACAGAACGCUCAGGAUGUUCUGUUGAAGACAAACGCAACUAAAGAAAAAGUGGACAAGAGCAAUGAGGAUCUUAGAAACCUGAUCAAGCAAAUCCGAGACUUCCUGACUCAGGACAGUGCUGAUCUGGACAGCAUCGAAGCGGUUGCCAAUGAAGUACUGAGAAUGGAAAUGCCUAGCACCCCAGAGCAGUUGCAGAACCUGACGGAAGACAUCCGUGAACGAGUCGAGAGCCUCUCUCAAGUAGAGGUUAUCCUACAGCAGAGCGCGGCUGACAUUGCAAGAGCCGAGAUGCUGUUAGAAGAAGCUAAGAGGGCCAGCAAAAGUGCAACGGACGUUAAAGUCACCGCAGACACAGUAAAGGAAGCCCUGGAAGAAGCGGAAAAGGCCCAGAUUGCAGCCGAGAAAGCACUUAAACAAGCAGAUGAGGACAUCCAGGGGACCCAGAACCUGCUGACUUCUAUUGAGUCUGAAACGGCAGCUUCUGAGGAGACCUUGUUCAACGCCUCCCAGCGCAUCAGCGAGCUCGAGAGAAACAUGGAAGAACUGAAACGGAAGUCUGCCCAGAACUCGGGGGAGGCAGAGUAUAUUGAAAAAGUAGUGCAUUCUGUGAAACAAAGUGUGGAAGACAUCAAGAAGGUUCUCGAUGGGGAACUUGGUGAAAAGUACAAGCAAGCAGAAAACGUCAUAGCCAAAAAAAGUCAAGAGUCAGCCGACGCCAGAAGGAAAGCUGAAAUGCUACAGAAUGAAGCAAAAACACUUCUGGCUCAAGCAAACAGCAAGCUGCAACUGCUGAAAGAUUUAGAAAGAAAAUAUGAGGACAAUCAAAAAUAUUUAGAAGAUAAAGCUCAAGAACUAGUGCGGCUGGAAGGCGAGGUCCGCUCACUCCUCAAGGAUAUAAGCCAGAAAGUUGCUGUUUACAGCACCUGCUUGUAACAGGAGGGAGGGCUGGAAGCAUGUGACACCUGCGUGACCAAAGAGCUGCGUUUAAUAAAGUGAAACUCAUUACCUAUUUAAUGUUCUUAACCACCGGACUUUGUAUGGAGCUAAAUAAAGUACAGCGCUUUUGUAUAAAUAUAUACUUAGUAUAAUUCACUUACUUUGACUGCUUCAGUGGACAUGAAUCUUUUUAACAAAGAGUGUU